This is a messenger RNA of Cetraspora pellucida, 648 nucleotides long. The record is from the annotation of a GenBank genome assembly. Lineage: Eukaryota; Fungi; Glomeromycota; Glomeromycetes; Diversisporales; Gigasporaceae.
AUGUUUGGGAAAAGAGAAUCACCAACUGCAGUAGGGGGUCUGCAGUUGGAUAGAACUUAUAAUGAAAACCUCAAAAACUUGACCUCCUACACUCUAAUAGAUACUCUUGUUAUACCAGUCUUUCUACAGCUUCCAAACCAAUCCAUGCUUUCUGUCAAUGCAUUAAUGGACUUUGGUGCCUCAGUGUGCUUCUUUGAUUAUACCCUAACACAUCAAUACAACUUACCUACUAGUAAAAAGAGAACACCACUGAUGGUGGAAAACCAUUAUGAGGAAAUUAAAUUUAACCUGAUUCAAAUGCUACACCAUCAUGUCAUUCUGAGGUUAUCUUGGUUGGCCUAUCAUAAUUCUAGUAUUAAUUGGCAUGAGCGCAUACUGAAAUUUCCAGAUGCAGGUUGUAUUCCUCACAUUCAGCACCCAUCUCUUGCUUUAACAACAACUCACAUUAGUAUGCCAGAAAGAGUUUUCUUGGCCCAAAUUUUCCACAUAGCAUUUGUAAAUAAGGGUUCUGAUAUAGCCACCUCGAUACUCCUAGUGAAAUACAAUGACUUUAGUGAUGUGUUCAAUAAAAAGGAGGCAAAUAGGUUGCCAGAACACAGACCAUAUAACUGUGCAAUAGACUUAGUAUCUGGCAAACAGCCUCUAUAG